AUGGCAUCAUCGGCCUCCAGCGCCCCCAGCGCAGCGGCGCAUACUCUUCCCUCCCUCUAUCGUCUUCUUCUUCGCUCCUCUCGCGCCACCUUCCGCGACGAUGCCCGCAUGAUGGCCGCCUGGCGCAACUAUGUCCGCGAGAAGAUGCCACCAGCGGCUGCUGCUGGCGGAGGAGGUGGCACGGGAGGCAACAAGCUGAGCGACGAGUUCGUCAAGGAGUGGACCGAUGUCGCGAGGAUAUUGAGGGAGAAUGUGGCGCAAGCUGUCAGGAAGCCGGGAGAGGACGAGGUGUAUCAGCUUCGCAUCACCAAGGACACCGAGUUGGGAGACAACGACACGAUCAAGCAAGGGCGCAAGUCUCAACUCGCCGACCUCGCCGCCUUCAAGGGGAUCCUGCGCUGCGGAGGUGGUACUACUGCGAGCACAAGCAACAAUGCUGCUCCUUCAGCUACCCCAUCGACACGCCGUGCUUUCUCAUCAAGUUCAGCGUUGGGUGCAGCCUCCUCCUCCCGUCAGCCCCUCCCUCUUCCCCACCCAACGCCCCGCUUCCCCUCGAUCACCUACCUAGCCGAUGGCUCCUCCAUCGCAAUGACUACCACCUCGCCGCGCUCCGUCUCCCGCCUCACCAAGGACACGACGAACCACCCGCUCUGGAACCCAAAGAUGCUCGAGCGCGGCCUAGGAGCAGCUAGCUCCGAGGGAGACAGUGGUGAGGAGCAGGGCAGGAUGGAGCGCUUCAGGCGUCGAUUCGGUGGGGCUGGUAAGGGCAACUUCGCCGCUGCGGGAUCGCAGGCACCUGGACGUGCGCCAGCUGCAGAGGAAAAGCAGUGGGGUGCAGAGGCUCUUCAGUCGAAGCGUUCUGCCCCUUCGUCUUCCAGGAAGGGUGCCACUCCCUCUAGCCCCUCUGCUACCCCGCAGACUCAGCAGCAGCCGGGCAGCCAGCCACGCAAGAGGGCUAGCAUGUUCGAUGUGGAUGAUUUGGACUGGAUGAGUGGUGGCAGACAGGCUAGGGCGGGGUCGCCUUUGAGGAAGGAGACGGGCAAGAAGAAGUAG
This is a messenger RNA of Jaminaea rosea, 1053 nucleotides long. RefSeq lists its product as hypothetical. The coding region runs from base 1 to 1053 and encodes 350 amino acids. Gene Ontology annotation, biological process: mitochondrial respiratory chain complex III assembly. The transcript is spliced from 2 exons. NCBI's taxonomy places the organism in Eukaryota, Fungi, Basidiomycota, Exobasidiomycetes, Microstromatales. The record is from RefSeq and is a predicted model, not a curated record.